This is a messenger RNA of Toxorhynchites rutilus septentrionalis, 1465 nucleotides long. RefSeq names its product actin-related protein 10 (gene Arp10). Gene Ontology annotation, biological process: retrograde axonal transport of mitochondrion. The coding region runs from base 120 to 1262 and encodes 380 amino acids. Lineage: Eukaryota; Metazoa; Arthropoda; Insecta; Diptera; Culicidae. The record is from RefSeq and is a predicted model, not a curated record. The transcript is spliced from 2 exons.
UUGAUUACGAAGUUGUCAUCAUGAAUUAGUUUUUUUUUCCUAUCCUGGAAUGAUUCUUCUGCGACAGAAAAGUGGUUCCGAUACAGUGAGAAAAAGUCCAGAAUAAUCAAUCAGCUAAAAUGCCACUAUUCGAUUCGGUGCUUCAGGAAAAGCCAGCGAUAGUGCUGGAAAUGGGCUACGCCUUUACCAAAUUGGGCUUCGCUGGUGAACCGAAUCCCCGCAGCAUCAUACCAUCGGAGGUACUCGAUCACAAAGCUAAAAGCGCCGGGAAGACUGCCGCCAACAAGAAACUGUUCGAUUUUGCCAACGAGUCCGAACUGUAUGACCAGCUGGUAGAGUUCCUCAAGACCAUAUUUUUCAAAUACGUGCUCGUGAGUCCCAAGGAGCGCAAGGUGGUAAUCGUUGAGUCGGUCCUCUGUCCAACGCAAAUCCGCGAGAAUCUAGCAAAGGCAUUGUUUUGCCACUUCGAUGUGUCGUCCAUAUUCUACGUUCCGACGCAUUUGGUGGUGUUGGCUACGCUUGCCGUAGAAACGGCCCUCGUGGUCGACAUUGGUUACAAGGAAGCGAUUGUGGUUCCUGUGUACAGUGGAGUACAAGCCGUUUUCGCUUGGGAAGCGCAACCGCUAGCAGCAGAAGCGGUUCACGAGCGGAUCAGGACCGAUCUGGUGGCCAAUGGUGUCGCUAAAGAGCUACUAACGGAUUUCAUCGUCGAGGACAUCAAAGUUCGCACUUGUUUUGUUACCACCCGGGAGCGAGCGCUGAAGUGGCAACACGGAGAAACAUUCCAGGCCUGUCCAGAAGUCGAAUAUCCCAUCAAGGGGGACGAGGUGAUUAAAAUUCCAGGAAUACUUCGUGAAACGGCUUUCGAGGUGCUUUUCCCGGACGAUAACGAUCGUCUGAACUUGGCCAACAUAAUUUUGAACUCUAUCCUCAAAUGUCCAAAGGACAUGCGCAAAGUUUUGGCGGAAAAUAUUGUUCUCAUCGGAGGCUCGGCAAUGGUGCUCGGAUUGGCGGCACGAUUGAAAAAUGAGCUUUUUGCAACGCUAGAAUCGGACCUGUACAAAGAUAAGCUGUUUGUCAAAUCGUUCAAGUUUCACAAGCCACCGACAAAGGCUAACUUUACGGCCUGGCUUGGUGGAUCCAUUUACGGAGCAACGGAUUUGGUUCUUUCGAAAUCGCUUGCCCGGGAAGCGUACAGCAAAAAUCAGCAGCUGCCCGAUUUUAUCAACUACGAGGAAACACGGUUUUACGCGCGGGGCUAGCAGAGGAGGAUGCGUAGGCGCUAGAUUCUUAUAUUUAUUCUAACACGUAAUAUAAUUACUGCUAACUGUUGCACUGAUAUACACAGGCUUUUUAAUUAAAUUUAUUUUCAACUAGCUCGGCAAUAUAAAGUGUCAAUGAGCCGUGUUCAUGAAUAGAGAAAAGCCUCUGUAAGUAGAACAAUGCAAAUGUUCUUUCUCCAAAA